ACUACACAAGCAAUAAUCAACCAUCGAACUUUGCCCAGGUUGUAUGAUACCGCCUCACGUGGGCACAGCAGACAUAACCUACAUCAAAUAACGUGCCAUACGACACAAAAGGCGGCAAGGAGUUCUACUACUCACCUGGAUUCCAAGAUGGUGGUCGACUCUCGGCAGGUGAACCCCUGUUUGGCGGGCAUAUUGCACAGUUUGACCAAGGUCCGCCAGUUCCUGGUCUUUCCUUCCUCGAAUCGGUAACACAGGAUGGCGCACCUAACUUCAGGUUUGGGAGAAACAAAGUUGAACGCAAUUCUUAGCGAUACCUCUACACCAUUCGUCCAUAAUCAAUGAAUCAUGGCCACUCCAGCUAACAACAAUAACCCCUCCCGCACACGGUCGUACUCUCAUGACUUGGAGAUCACCCUGACCGUGGGCGGGUCCCAGCCCGAGUCCCCGCCUCCGUCCGCAGAGGACGAGGAAGAAUCCGAAGAAGAGAUCACCUCGAAGUACCCAGUCUGGGCUCACGUCUUAAAGAUUCUCUUCUCCUUCUUCAUCUUCUUGACUGUCCUGACGUGUGCCUGUGCGAGCAAGACUGCACUAGUGGUCCUUCUACAAGGGAAUACCACAAACAAUGGACCAGGUGUGGAGAAAACUCUCAAAGAAGAGAGCGAAGUCAAUGAGGAUGGGGGUAGCGUCAAGGAAACCAUGGUAACAGAAACUAUGGUAACGCAAACACGACUGAUGGAGAGUGCCAGGGUCGUAAUGGUCGGACUGUUAUUAGUGGUGCCGCAAGUGUUCACGGUACUCAGGUGUAUCACCUGUAGUUCGUUUGGAAAGAAGACGAACACCUACCCCUGGCCGUCAUGGAGAGCUCUCAUACUGGGACUUUUGUGCAGUGUUGUGGAGGUCACGUGUCUAACCGUCUUUUGUUUCGACAUCGCUCCAUCCCUGGACCCUCCCGUUCUGAUCCUGGUCAUGUCGGGAACUGUUGGGGUCCAGCUGUUCGAGGACGCCGUCAAAAGUAUCAGAACUAGACACCACAGUUACCCCAACGACUUCAACUUGACGAGAAAGAUUGAAAAGUUUCUUAAAUUUAUAUCGAGUUUUGCAAAUGUUGCUGCUGUGUGUGCAAUAGUCACUCUUGUGUUCUUGAAGGAAAACAGUCUGGAAUUGUAUCAGGUUAUAACUCUGCCUUGUGUAAUCCUUCUUCUGUCCGCGACGUGGAGUAAGUUUGCACACAAACAAAUGUCCAAGCCACACCUUCUGAGAACGUUACCGUACGAAGAGCACCUGUACAGCGCUAGAUUCAAGGCGACACUGCUAUCCAGCUUCUUUAAGGUCGUACUAACUCCUCUUGCCAUCGUGGUCUACAACUACGUCCAGUUUAACCGGGGAUUUGAGAUAUACUCAGACGGCUUCGCCGAGAUGGGCAGUAGUCCGUUGUUGGUGCCAUUCCUUAUCCAACUGUUCAGUAGUUUUCUCGGAUACCUUGCUGCAUGGUUAGCCUGUUCCACGUGUAUUCAGUUAGUUGGUUUUGUUAUCCCGUUGUUCUUAUGCACACCCGCGGCAAUUGCUCUGACGUUUUCGAUUUGUAAUCUACCAAUUCUUGACUUAAAUCUAUUCCGCUGUUACGACAUGUCGUCAGAACAACAGUGGAUCUUGAUCGGAACGUGUGCGUUGCUAUGGGUUACCCAAGCCGCGUACUUGCUAUUCGUGGUGAGGAAAUCUCCAACGAGAACGCUCUCCAAGGAAGAGACGCUGUUCUACCGUCCGUUCUACAACGGGAUUUUCCUGGAGCAAAACUUGCUGCUGAACCGGAGAAAAGAGUGGCCUAGCGCCGAAAGGGAGGAGGAAGAACACUUACAGGCGACAGUGAAACACGGCGGACGUGUGUAUGUGUGUACUACCAUGUACCGUGAGUCUGAACAGGAGAUGAGUCAACUGCUACACAGCAUCUACCGACUGUCAAGGGUCUACAGUACAUCCAGAUGGCGGUACGAGAGCCACAUCUUUCUGGACGGAGGAGUGCGGGGCUUGGUGCUGAAUGAGUUCGCUCUGCUGCUCGUGUCUCUGCUGGACGAGAAGUUGGACAUCACCCCUGCGGACGCCAGGAAGAUGGAGACACCGUACGGAGUACAGCUCUGGUGGAAGCUGCCAGGUGGUAUGCCCUUCUACAUCCACAUGAAGGACCCUGAAAAGGUUAAACAAAAGAAAAGAUGGAGCCAGGUCAUGUACCUGUCCUACAUCCUGGACCUCCGCCAGAAAGAGCUGUUACAACCAGCGUACACCCAGAGACCCCCCUCCCCGUCCUUCAUGUCCGUGGAAGGAGAUGAGGAGUCAGAGAUCGACAAUGAGCUCGCCACCCAGAACUCAAACACUCCUCCUCUGGGAGACGAAGGGUUUCAUGACUCAAACGAGCACCAAGCUCCAGGUUCAAGGAACAUGACCGCUACACCCUACUUCAGCCCGGUAAGUGAUAACGAUGACAGCACAACUCCCGACACCCGUACCGACGACGAGUACUUCACCGUGGCGGAAGGGGAGUCGAGCUGGGAGGACAGAGGGGAACACGCUUCCGAUACCGACUCGCUGCCUCCCCGGUAUGACGGACAGCACUACCGGCGGCUCCCAGUCUUACCGCACCAUAUCGAUCAGCUUGACGACGAAACCUUCGUCCUGACUACCGACGCAGACGUGCAGUUCACGCCCGAGUCGGUGGCGGCGCUGCUAGACCUGGCCAGCAGGGACAGGAAAGUGGGUGCCGUGAGCGGGAGGACACACCCCAGCGGUACUGGUCCGGUCGUCUGGUAUCAGAUCUUUGACUACGCCAUCGGUCACUGGUUCCAGAAGGUAGCGGAGCAUGUGUAUGGAUCUGUGCUCUGUUGUCCGGGAUGUUUCAGCGUCUUCCGCGCACGCGCACUGCGGCAGGUGCUGCCGGAAUAUGCGUCCAUGGUUUCGGAAGGAAAACCGAGUCAGUUUCUGACAAAGGACAUGGGGGAGGACCGCUGGCUGUCCACCCUGCUGGUGGAGAAGGGCUGGCGGCUGGAGUACGGCGCAGUGGCGGAGUGCAAGACGUUCUGUCCGGACACCUUGGAGGAGUUCUUCAAGCAGCGACGACGCUGGAUCCCCUCCACCCUAGCUAACCUGCUCCUGCUGCUGAAGUACACUAGGAAGAUCGCCCGGAACAACGACAGCUUCUCCCUGUUCUACGCGCUGUACGUCAGCCUGCUCCUGCUGUCCUCCCUCAUCGCCCCGGCAACGGUCCUGUUCAUCAUCGCUGGCGGGCUGCAGUAUUCCAUCAACCUGGAAAGCUACCAGACGUUGUUGCUGAUGUCAGCGAUCGUGUUCAUCUACAUGCUGAUCUGUGUGUGGGGAUCGGGGAAGACUCAGCUGCUGGCUUCUAAGGUCAUGACGUUCUUCUUCGCCGUCGUCAUGGUAGGCGUGGCCACCGGCCUGGCUAUAUCCGUGGUGGAAGACUUCGAGCCAGAGCCGACGAGCCCGCCUCCUCCAACUGAAGCACCAAUAAUCACAAUGGCGCCGACCUCGGAGGGGCAGCAGCUUUCUCAACUGCUAUCGGGGAGAUUCCAGCAGACCACUGUACCCAACCACCUCCCAUUCCAACUGACCACUGCACCUGAUGACCUCACACUGACCACUAUGUCUAGCGACCUCCUAGGGGCCUUCGUUGACCAACAGUACCAGCAGUUCUUUGCAGCUAACAAUAACGGUACAUCCGCCGACUUCCUGCCUGCCAGCGUGUCGACGUUAUACUUGGGUGUGCUGGCGGCAGUUCACCUGGUGGCUGCAAUACUCCACCCAACAGAGUUCGCGUGUAUCAUCCCUGGUCUGCUGUACGUGUUGUGUUUACCCUCUGCAUACCUGGUCCUCUUCAUCUACUCUAUCUGCAAUCUGAACGACCGGUCCUGGGGUACUAGAGAAUCAGCAUUGUCUGAGAGGGGUUCUCCCUGGUCCAUGGAGAAGAUCCUGGCCGGGAUAGGAAACUUCUUCAAACGAUGCGGCAAGCAGUGCUGUGACGUAGACUACUCUGGAGAGACACGGCCUAUCUUAGCGGAUUCUCCGAGUUCAUCAUACAGUUCUGGAGAUCUCAACUCAAACCAGAGGAGCACCUCAGCCACGAACAGGACAUCAUCUUUUCUGCAGGACAGAGCACAGAGCACCCGAGGAGAGACUACCAGCGGGCAGAACCAGGACCUGGAUAAUGAAGUCAACACCAUGUACAGUGACAUAGACAGGUCAGGUGGGGAGGACACAUUCAGACGGAAGGCAAUACCCUGGCUGAAGGACAUCGGAAUGAAGCGAUAUGAGAAAGAGUUUUUGGACAAUGGCUACGAGGACACCAGUUUUAUAUGCACGAUAAAGGAAGAGGACCUUCGCUACAUGGGGAUCCGUAUGCGUGGUCACGUGAUGAAGCUGACACGAGCUAUAAGCCAGUUACCAGAACCCAUCCUCCCAACAGGCAGACAGGUGGGACUUGACACGUGGCUGCGUGACCUGGGCCUGGCUCAGUAUUACUUCCGGUUCAUCGAGGGCGGGUACAGCGGGGUGCACGGAAUGGAGCAUCUGCGGGGGAUGACGGCACAAGACCUACAGGAGAUAGGCAUCACCAAAAGAGGACACAUCACCAAGUUGCUGCUAGCCAUACAGAUGCUAAGCUGUUCAAACGACCGAGAGAAGCGGAUCCGUAAAGCCCGUCAGGCGCUCGCUACGAAGCGUUGGAAGUAUCUGCACCGCGGGAACACCGCCCAGCGCCGCGAGGCCAGGUUCUGGCAGACGCUCCGGGACCAGUGCCUGGACCCUUCCCAUGAUGCCUUCACCAACACGGACGGACUGAAGGCACAACUCAAGGACCUCAGGAAUCAGGUCCUAGCAGCUGUGGUGAUCAUCAACGUCCUGUGGCUGUCCGCCAUCGCCCUUCUCGCCACCACCGCCAAACUCAUGGUGCUGGAACAGAACAUCAUGGGAACCGUCUUCAUCGUCAUCUACGCCAUAGUCCUGUCCCUGCAGUUCGUAGCGCUACUCUGGCACAGAGGCGCGACUGCGAUACAUUACCUGGCCAGGAUUCCCUACUGGUCAUCCCGAGACGAGACACAUUCGACAAGGAACCGACUUACAAUAGCGGAGGAGGCGUAGUGAUAUCGGUUUCUAUAUGUCAUCGUGAAACACAGUAAUGUUGCACAAAAAGGCGUAAUAAUGAUGAACGUUAUCGAACGCGCAUACGGACCACUAAAUGUUCUAAGAGUAAAUUCCAUGUAACAAUAUUUCUACCAGAAUGAUGUGUGAACUAUAUAUACUGUAGCGGAAUUUUGUUACUAUUCAACAAUGUUUUUAAAUACAUUACCUGACCAGGAUUCCAUACUGGUCUUCGCAGGACAAGACACAUGCGACUAGGAACCGAAUUACAUUAGCGGAGCAGGCGUAGUGAUAUCGGAUCCUAUAUGUCAUCGUGAAACACAGUGAUGUUGCACAAAAGGGUGUAUUAAUGAACGUUACCUAACGAACAUACGGAUCACUAACUGUUUUAAGAGUAAAUUCAGUGAAAAGGACAAACUUGUUGGCGUUUGUUGUAUGCAUAUUCACAUAAUUAUACCUGGAUUCCUAUUCCUAUAUAUAAGUAAACAACCGGAAGAAAUUAUAUUGCUGUAACCUUAUAAGGCUUAUUUAUACCAGAAAUCAUUCUGGUGUGAAUGAUGUGUUCAGUGCAGGAAUUUUUUUACCUGUCAGCAAUGUUUUGCAAUACAAUACCUGGCCAGGAUUGGUCAUCCACGGACGAGACACGUGCAAUUAGGUACCGACUUACGUUACUGAUAUGUCACCGUGAAACACAGCAAUGUUGCACAAAAAGGUGGAGUAAUGAACGUUAUCGAACGCACAUACGGAACACUAACUGUUUUAAGAGUAAAUCCAGUUAAGAAAAGGACAAAUUUGUUGGCAUUUGAUGUAUGCAUAUGCACAUCAUUAUACCAUGAUUCCUAUUCCUAUAAGUAAACAACCGGAAGAAAUUAUACGUGUAUAUAUUUAUACCAGAAGGAUGUGGAACUCUGUAUACAAUACAGGAAUUUUGUUACCAGUCAGUACUGUUUUGAAAGGACAGUACAUACGUUGUGGAAACUUCUGAAAUGACUACACUAUUCUCAAGUUGUAAACUUCAAUCAUUCUAGCAAUGCAAACAGCGUAGAAAAUGGGUUUACAACCUUUGUGGUUAGCAACACUUGGACAAUUCAAACUUUGAUAUCCUGCUUUAUGCAACGAUAGAUUUUGACAUUGGGAAAACUUUUUUUUUACUCUUUGCGUACGAAUCUGCUUCAAAAAGUAUCCAGGACAAGUCGUAAUAUGGAAUCUUUUCGACCUUGACUUUGAAGUGCAACAAUGUUAUCGGAUAUUUAAGUGGCAAUAAAGUAUUUACGAUUACA
Molecule: messenger RNA, 6422 nt
Organism: Branchiostoma floridae (Florida lancelet)
Lineage: Eukaryota; Metazoa; Chordata; Leptocardii; Amphioxiformes; Branchiostomatidae
Exons: 24
Coding region: 346-5142 (1598 amino acids)
Cellular component (GO): cell septum; cell periphery
Molecular function (GO): protein binding; chitin synthase activity
Source: RefSeq, a predicted model, not a curated record